AUGUACCCAACUGGUUUAUCUCGCCCGUAUAUGCUCCGAGUUAGUUCGAGGACUUGGUUGAGAGAUAGCCACGACCUGUUCGAUUAUGAAACUCACCAACACGUUAAAAUCUCCCACUUUGCAACAUCAUGUCCACUAAAGGUGUUGAGAAACGACUCGGAAGUCAGCGUUAUAGACUACAACAACAACGUUGACAGGGAGCACGACCACCUUUUGAGCAUAGUUUGCAAUAGAGCUGGAGAUUACAUUGUGGCUCCUGCAGAAAAGAUCCAAGGGUCGCUUUUGAGCCCACAGAAGCUGUGGUUAAUUGUGAGGACGCUCCCCUCCCAAAGAUACCCGCUCCAGGAAAACGAUAUUAUUAAACUCGGAAGAUUCCGCCUCCGAGUGAAGCAAUUAGUCCCAGGACCAAGUGUGGAGACUCCCGACAGUAGUAGUGAUAACACUAUUGGAUACCCUGACGAUGUAAUUAACUGCGGCGAGACCAACGACGCCCAAAUUGUCAAGUUGUUUGAUGGCAUAAUUCCAGAUAAAACCAUCACCUUCGAGGAGCAGUGUAAUAUCCAGUGCCGUAUAUGUUUAUCUGAGGGGUAUCUUCACUACCCAUCCUCAGAUAACACGCCAAACACCACCCCUGCAAACAGUAGUAGCAAUGAUACUAGUUUGGAUAUUGAUUCGGUGACUGGGAAGAUGGACAUUUACUCCAACCCGCUCAACAGUAACACGAGCAGUGUCACGUGCAGUUUGGACCCCAACUUGGCAGAUGCGUCAAUUGACAACCUUGAGAAGUCGGCGACCUUCGAGUCAGAUCGGCUAAUUUGCGCCUGUGAAUGCAAGGGGAGUAUUAAGUAUGUUCACGUGGAGUGUUUGAGGAAGUGGAUCGACUCCAAAUGGAGCUUGAGAGGUGAGGACCCACUCCCGUCAAUUGUAUUUAUAAAGGAAGUUUCAUGCGAACUUUGCAAGACCAAUUAUCCCUGCUUUAUUAGACAAAACGGGGAGCUGAUCCAGAUUGUCAAGAUGCCAAAAAUGCAAACGCCGUUUUUAGUGCUUGAAAACACAACUCCACAGGCUGUUAGGGGAGUUCACCUGGUGUCAAUGAGGGACUCUAAGGAUUUAAAGCUGGGAAGAGGACACGAGUCUGAUUUGAGAAUUCCAGACGUCUCCAUUAGCCGUUAUCACGCCAACAUCAGGUAUGAAAACGGUCAAUUUUACCUUGAGGAUCACGACUCGAAGUUUGGAACUCUGGUUGCCAUGAAGAAGUCGAGGAUUGUUUCAUCAGACGAGCCACUUGCAGUCCAGGUUGGACGUUCAGUUAUUAAUUUGACUGUUGAUAAAUCUUUGCCGUAUUUUGAGAAGACUUGGCUCACACUCACUCCAACCCCGCCUGUUUAUAACACUUUCGAUGUUCCAACUAAUGGAAGUGGUAACGUUGACUUGAACCUAAAUUCAGCUCCAGUCUUCGGCUCUCAAGCAUACAACAGUAUGAUUCCCACUGUAAACGUACCUAACAUGGGUAAUGGUAAUAACAUGAGUAAUCAGGGAAACAUGGGUAAUCAAGUUAAUAUGACUAAUCCUGGUGCAUUUGGUAAUCCUGUGAAUGUAGCAAAUUUGACAAGUUCUUCCAAUGGUGUUAAUGUUAUGCACUCGCAGGGAAUUAGUCCGAACUCCACCGCUAUUGGCAUUGAUAUGAUGGACCACCCAAUGCAUCCCAGUGGUUAUAUGUCAUUUUAUCAGCCCUCGUAUUCUAACCCAGUCCACAUUCCAAGCCCAAGUAACUCUAACUCAAUUAGCAACGGCUCAAACAACUUUGCAUUUCAACAAGGUUCAUCCACGCCCACAGCACCAACUAAUGGAAAUGGCGGUAAUGUGGGACCUGCUCAUACAUUACCAAGUUCCGGCCAUGGAUUACCCAGUCCCGGUCAUGGAUUACCCAGUCCUGGUUCCAGGGUUAGCCCACUUAAUGAUAUAUACUGGGGUUGUCUGAGAGAAGCUGCUAGACAAAGGUUUGACCCUCACGCUCUCGACGGUCUCGCCAAUAACCGUCUCAACAGCUUUAGACUCAACCCAGUCUCGUCAAGCCCAAACAUGAACAAUGGCAAUGGCAAUCUAUCUAUGAAUUCCAGUGGUGUAAUUAGCAGUAGUAGUUCCAGUGGUAUGAGUAGUUCUGGCCAGAUGAACCCUGGUAACAGUAGUAGCAGUGGAAUGUCCAUGAGUAAUAGCGGAGAAGACUUGGACAUGCUGUUGCCGGACACGGUAUUUAUCGCAAAUUGGAAUAACCUGCCAACUAGAAACUUAGAUUUAAACGGGGACACCAGCACCAGUGCCCUGGAACACAGACACUCUCAGGAUUUGGAUAAACCAAUCACUCGCAUUUAAUUUUACUGAGUUUAAUCUUUUCAACAAAUUUA
Theileria parva strain Muguga is the source of this 2405-nucleotide messenger RNA. RefSeq lists its product as uncharacterized. The coding region runs from base 1 to 2373 and encodes 790 amino acids. The transcript has a single exon. The record is from RefSeq and is a predicted model, not a curated record. NCBI's taxonomy places the organism in Eukaryota, Apicomplexa, Aconoidasida, Piroplasmida, Theileriidae. Gene Ontology annotation, molecular function: protein binding; zinc ion binding.